AUGGGUGUGCCACCGCAAAACUCUAAGAGUGCACCAGAACCAAUUCCCGAGGGUAUGGCCUCAUGCAAUGCCCAAUACGUUAACGCCAGUCCCACAUUAACGGGAGCAUAUGCCACAAAAUUCAGGGAGAAACUCGAAAAAAUCCCACAUGGAAAAAAAAGAGAUUCCUCAGCAUGUCGUUCAUAUGAUCAUCGGGGGGACCGACAUUCCCCAAGGACCGAAGGCCACAUAACAGAAGGGCCGAUCCAGGACCGCGUGAUCGAAGACACACUUGCAUUUAGCGAGGAAGAUUUCGAGACAUUGACACAACCACAUAACGCUGCGCUGAUCAUACUCACCUCUCGAGUCCUCAACGACUUCAACAUGGCCGGCGAAGUAAUGAAAGUGGAGAUCACCCUCCCAGUCGUCAUGUCCGGUACAGUUCAGAAUACCAAAUUCUACAUCAUCAGUAGUGACGUGAGGUACAACGCAUUGCUUGGCAGACCAUGGAUACACAACAUGAGGGAAGUACCGUCAACUCUACAUCAGAUGAUGAAGUUUCCAACAAAGGAGGGUAUAAAAACAGUAUAUGGAGAACAUCAUGCAGCAAAAGAAAUGUUCGCGGUCCACUGGGAGGCGUCAAAUCCUAUACACUCUACCUCGGAAGUGUCGAGAAGCGUACAGACUCUCGAGGGUGAUGAAGAAGAUUUCCUUACUCCCCGAACCUUCGUUGCCCCCAAAGAGUCGGAUGCAACGAUGUCGACAAUUGAAGAGUUGGAGUAA
This is a messenger RNA of Nicotiana tabacum (common tobacco), 762 nucleotides long. The record is from RefSeq and is a predicted model, not a curated record. Lineage: Eukaryota; Viridiplantae; Streptophyta; Magnoliopsida; Solanales; Solanaceae.